CUGAACCUCAACAACAACAACAACAACCAACAACAGCAGCGACAAAUAUUGUUCAAUCAUCAUCAUCGAGAUUGCAAAAUUUAUUUCCAUUAAAAAAUAAUCGUAUUGUUCAUUCACCCGUUAUCACUAACAAUAUCAACAACAAUGAUCAUCUGAUAAUAAGCAAUAAUAAUGAUAUUGUGGAUGAUGAUGAUGAUGAUUAUAAUAAUAAUAAUGAUCGAUAUAAACGAAAAAAAUUUUUAUUAACAUUACAUUGGAUAAUACCAAUCAUAUUUAUAAUAAUUAUAAUUAUUUUUGUUUAUUUCACCAUAUUCCAUGAUUCAAUUGAUGCUGCCAAAUACAACAACAACAACACCAAUAUGAAUAAUCAUUGUGAAAAAUCUGAAUUAAAAACAAAAUCAAAAGAAUCAUUAGAACAACAAGAACAACAAUUAGUUAAUAGUGGUCAUUAUUUAAGUAUAUAUUUUGUUACAUGGAAUGUUGCAUCAAAAGAACCACGUGGAUCAUUUGCUGAUUUAUUUAAUUUUUAUCAUCGUCUUUAUGAUGCAUAUGUUAUUGUUUUGGAAGAAAUGCCAAUGAAAACAUAUAUCUAUAUUGAUGGUUGGCGUUCAUCAAUGGAACAAUUAUUUCGUCAAGUUGGUUAUGUUCUUUUACGUAAAGAAUCGGCCAUACUUACAGGUGUUUUUCUAUUUGUACGUCGUCAAGAUAUUUAUCGUUAUUCAUCUGUACAGACUUAUCCGGUUAAAUUACAAAGCGAUCGAGCAUUUGCAUUCAAAGGUGCUGUUGGCUUACGAUUUGUUUAUCAUCGAAUUCGUGUAGCUAUUAUUGGUGCACAUUUAACACCACACGAUGAAAAUUAUCAAAAACGUAUAAAAGAUUUACGUACAAUUAUGUCCGAAGUUUAUUUUAGUAAUCGUACUGAUACUGUUCAUAAUCAAGAUAUAACAUUUUUAAUUGGUGACCUUAAUUUUCGUUUGGAUCCUAUGAACGAAUCAAAAGAAUCGUAUGAUGAAGAAAAAGAAUUUGAAUCAAUUGUACAAUUUAUUCGUGAAAAUCGAAAUAAUAAAGAUCCAAAACGUUAUGAAUCAUUAUUAAAAUAUGAUCAGAUACGUAAAGCACAACAAAAAGGUGAUAUACCAUUAAAAGAUUAUGAAGAAUCAUCAAUAUCAUUUGCACCAACAUUUAAAUUUGUUAUCGAUUCAUGUGAUCAAUAUGAUCGUAAACGUCGACCAGCAUGGACUGAUCGUAUAUUAUGGCGUAAUUUACUUAAAUUUCAAAGUCGUUGGCAAAAAACUGAUCAUUCAAAAAUGUCAUCAAUCGAACCAAUAUCAAUGUAUUAUGAUUCAUUACCACAAUAUACAACAAGUGAUCAUAAACCUGUACGACAAUUAAUAUGGAUACCAAUUAUGGAAAUGAAAGAAAUUAAAAAAGAUUUAAAUCGAAAACGUCGUGAUACACGUCGUCUUACAUUACCAACAUUAUUUGAUCAACUACCACAACCUCCAUCUACAGUUGCUUCUUAUCAACGUUUACGAUCCGAUUCGGUGACAACAUUUUUACCAGCAACUACUACGGAUGAAUUUCCAAUGGAUAUGAUAUCAAAUGAAUUAUCAUCAAUAGAUACUGAAAUUGAAGCAAAUGAAAAUUCUUUGUUAUGGCCAAAUAUUGAUGAUCCAUCAAUAUUUCAGCCAACAUAUCGUAUUGAAUUUUUUCGUAUACCCGAUUGGAAUCGAACGAAAAAAUUUUAUGCAAAUUUCAAAAUUGUAACCGAUGAUGAUGAUGAUGAUAAUCACGAAAGAAGACCAGUAUCGAUUCGUAAUCCAUCUGUUCGAAAAUUUAUCGAUCAAUGGGAUUGGAUUGGAAUUUUUCCGGAAAAAUUUACAUCAUUAGAUGAUUUUCUUACAUAUUCUUAUCCAAGAUUUGGUAAUGCAUUACCGACUGAACAGGCAGCAGAUGCUUUAUCAAUGUUAAACAUUGAUGAUGAUGAUAAUAUUAGAGAUUUUGAUGAUGAUUCACAACAAGGUGAUCAACAAUCUAGUAGAAGUUCCAACAAAGAAGAAACUUCUUCUAUUGAUUCAUCUUCGAUAACAACAACAACAACAACGUCGAUCGAUACUACUACUGACGAAGUAUUUUCAGUUCAUUUUGAUGAACAAAUACCAAUAUUAGCUGGACGUUAUUUAUUGAUUUAUAUUAGAAAAAAUGGUGAUGUUAUUGGAAUAUCCGAACCAUUCGAUAUUGAAAGAGAUAUUGAUUUAUCAAGUGAUAUUUCAUAAUGAUUAUAAAAAAAACAAUAAUUUGUUAUUUUGAUUGGCCAAAAUUUUAACUCUUCACUUUAUAGACUAAUAUAAAAAACAGACACUUA
This is a messenger RNA of Dermatophagoides pteronyssinus (European house dust mite), 2365 nucleotides long. RefSeq lists its product as uncharacterized. The record is from RefSeq and is a predicted model, not a curated record. Gene Ontology annotation, molecular function: phosphatidylinositol-4,5-bisphosphate 5-phosphatase activity. NCBI's taxonomy places the organism in Eukaryota, Metazoa, Arthropoda, Arachnida, Sarcoptiformes, Pyroglyphidae. Gene Ontology annotation, biological process: phosphatidylinositol dephosphorylation.